AUGCGCGCCGCUUGCGCCGCGCUGCGUCAGAACUUUUCGGACUGUGAUAANUCGUCGUCUUCACCUGGUGAGGCAUGCACCGGUGGUAAUGAAACCGGCGGACAGUGCAGAUCUUCGCGUUUGCCUACCCCACCUCUCGGCCAACCGGUUGUCGGAGGUUAUGCUAGUGGAUCAGGACAUAGCUCGGCAGGUAAACGACCUAGGGCCCCACCACCCUCUGCACAGACACGCAAACAAUCUACUUCCUCUGCCGGGAGAAAGAAGAAGAGUGACAUUGGAGCAGAGGCAUUGGUUGAAAUGGUAGAGAUCGGGAAGCAAAGGCUCGAGAUUGCACGAGAAAUGAUAAAUAUAGCGAAGGCUAGUCAAAUGACAAUCCCACCAAUUGACGUUUGUAUGAGCAGAGUUUAUAAUCUAGUGGGCACAACGACUAUACGUGCCAUUGCGGCUGGGAUGUCAUUGCGGGCUGAGUCGGAUAGACAUCUGCUGCAGAUAUCAAAGAAAGUAAUUAAUUUACGUGAAAGAUUGAGGACGAGCGAAGAACUGGAAGAGGCGGUGCCGUCAGUUGCGAUGGUGACCGAGGAUGAGCGGGUGACGGGGUUUGGGGUUUAG
Messenger RNA from Ananas comosus (pineapple), 609 nucleotides. RefSeq lists its product as uncharacterized. The record is from RefSeq and is a predicted model, not a curated record. The coding region runs from base 1 to 609 and encodes 202 amino acids. Lineage: Eukaryota; Viridiplantae; Streptophyta; Magnoliopsida; Poales; Bromeliaceae. The transcript has 4 exons.